Messenger RNA from Symbiodinium sp. CCMP2592, 4269 nucleotides. The record is from the annotation of a GenBank genome assembly. Lineage: Eukaryota; Dinophyceae; Suessiales; Symbiodiniaceae.
AUGGAGGACACAGCCGAGCCAGUGCCAACGGGUAUCUCAGAUAUGACAUUGGCAACUGAUGAAGCAAGUGAUCAAGGAUUUCCUCCAUUAAUGCCAACAGGUGAUAGUCAUUUGCCGAAUGACGGACUGGCAAUCAUGUCACAUGAUGCAGCGCACUCUCCGAUUGAUUCGUUGCUUAGGGAACGUGUCCCUACUACGCCAGUAUCUAUUGCACCUGUUACUCCGGUAGGAAUACCUGGACCAUUGGCUCAUGCUACGGGCGUGCCCAGCCCAUCAACACCAAUCUAUUCACCUCACUAUCAUCAAGCAAGCGUCACCCAGAACCUUCAGGUUGUCGAUGCCAGGCAUUUGACGAUUAAUCAGGACGCAUCCCCGAUGGUCGCCUUUGCCGCCGAGGCACGACACAAUCAGAUUAUCGGCGAAUUGGGAGCAGAACAUCAGGAGCAGCUCCGUGCAUUGUACAAUAGUGGGCUUGCAGAGGUGACCAAGUUGAGGAACGAAUUAGGCAAUGCUAACAUUGCGUUGUCGAUUCAGAGGUCUGAAAUGGGUCAAGGUGAAGUUCGUUUCCAGCAAACCGAAAGCGCGAGGGAACUCGCUGUCCUUGAAGCCAAUCGGCAAGCGGAAGCUGCCCGUAGAGCUUUAGAGGAAGCUAACAGCAAUGCUAAGCGACUUCGCGAAGUGGAAACUUCUGCCCGUCAGAAUGAUGCGAUGCGAUCCCAUGAGGUCGCUGAUAUGUCAUCUCGGAUGGAUGAACUGAUGAGGCAGCUUCACGCCCAGCGCCAGCAGACUGAGGUAUUGAUUCAGCAGAAUAAUGCAUUAAGCUCCAGGGUUCGAGAUUUCGAAGCUAGAGAUGCUGCUUUGAAGAUUCAAGAGGGAAUUCCACAAGGACCUCCACCCGGCAUUCCUGUACAUCCCAUUUCCACACCUAAGCAUGGAGCAAUUCGUUUCGACGAUAAUCCGAUGCUCAUCAACAUCCCACCUGACGGAAAGAUGUUGCCGACGGAACCCGAGACACGGAGGUACUUGAAGUCCUUCGGUGGGGAACCUCCUAGACCCAGUCAACAGGAUGUCAAAGACGCACUGACGACUGCCAGGAUGCUUAAAGCAACUCUGGAUGCAUAUGGUUCCGGGAUAAGGGCUAAGUGCGGUUAUGAGUGUGACACGGAGUUCGGUUGCGACAAGUGCAUUCCGAAACACAUUGAAGCUACCUGUGUUGCAGCUACCAAAGCGGAAGCCCAGCAGCUCGACAUCGAGUGGAUCGCGGAUACCGGUAGCGCCCAGGACCUGGUAUCACAGGGGGAUCUCGGAUCUUUGAGAAGCCAUCGUUCCCAAAACCCUAUCGGUAUUGUGACGGCUAAUGGGCCUAGCACUGCUGAGAUUCAGUCCAACAUCGCAGAUUACGUCCCCUACCUCAAAUCGUGGAAGGAAGGUGUGGCGGUACCUGCGAGGCGGAAGCCCCAGCCUAAUGAAGAUCAUAAGACUGAUCUGGUUCUUUCGCUGGAAGAGGCUGAGGAAUAUGCAAGGGAACUUCGGAUCAACGGCGACUUUCGUCUGGGAUCGUGUUACAAACUUUUGAAAUUGACACCAUUCAAGUCAACAGGGAAUUCGAGGAGAAUGAAAGCUACUGAGAACAACGACUCGGUUGAAGAUGAAGUUGGCAGGGACUACAUAAUCAUCGGCGCUUGGAUUUUCAGCGGGAUGACUGGGAUUACAAAUUCUGUAGAUCGUCAUGCUCAGCUGACCAAGUACCUGAUCGCCUUCAUGAAGUCAAGAGGGUUGAAAGAUACCUUUACGUCCAUCUGCAUCAACCAUGGUGGCAAUCGCCGGGUGCAUCGAGACUUAUUGAAUCAUGAUAACUCGCUCAAUCACACUCUAGGCGUUGGAAGCUAUCAAGGUGGUUCCGUAUGGGUUGAGCGGAAAGACAACUUUCCCGUAUUUCGCAGAGAAGGUGUAGCUGGUGGGAAAUCAAAGUGCGUCAAGGUUACGGGGGGACUUGAAGUCGACGGAAGAGUAUAUGACACUCAUGAUCGGAUGUUAUCCUUCCACCCCAAGCUUUGGCAUCAGGCACAGCCUUGGACAGGUGAUCGAUGGACCAUCACUGCAUACACGAUUCGGGAUGUAGACGGUUUGAGCUGGGAACAUUCAAAGUCGCUAAUGUCGCUUGGGUUUCAGUUGAAUUCAUCAAGGCGAUUACCAUUUGUUCCAUCAUUGAUUACCGGCGACAGCGAUGAAGAGCUCACGCUAUACGACUUCGUGAAGAAGAAGAGAGCUGAAGCCGAGAAAGAUAAGGAGCAUUUCGAUGAAGCCGGGGAGUUGAAAAAUGCUGAGGAUCAGCCACCUCCUCCUCCUGAUUAUACGGAGUACUUUCCUGAUGAAGGUGUUAUUGUUCGCCAUCAUAUGCAGCCUCGCAAAGCUAAGUAUGCUGUUAGCGCUGCGGAAGCAGACGUCUUGAACAUCGGCGACCUGCGGUUAACCGAGCGUCAGCUUCUUGGAAGUACUUCUUCAGAAGAACAAUGGGAUGAUGGUUUCCGGGGGGGUAAAGCUUCGGGACUUUGGACGGGAACCACUUAUUUGUUUGAUCGUGGUAUUGACAAGCAUCAUGCCCUAGCUGCUGUUAAGCGCAUUCGUGACAAGAACACAGCCAAGAAGGAAGCUAGGAAACAGGCUUUCUAUGACAUCAGCCAAUUGUCUAGCGGCACUGGAUGCAUGAAACAACCCGUCAACAUCAUCGAGUAUGACAUGAAGUCUUUUCUUGAACAAGCUGUACAAAAGUACAAAGACCUUGCUGGCCCCAAGUACCACACCCUCAAGUCAGCCUCUACUCCAUUCGCCGACGAGAAGAUCGCGAGGCCCAUCGAUGAUGAGGCCGAGGCAAAGGGUGAAUUGAAGAGGAUCGAGCCCGAGAGCAACGGGGUUCUCAUCGAAUGGGGACACGAUCCGUCGUUCUCUCUGCUCGGAAGGGCAGACGAUAGUGGUAGCGGUAGCCCAACUGUUGCUCGGGUCACUCACAACAUGGACCUUAACAGUACUCAGACGAGUAGGGACUUGCUCAAAGUUGUCAAAGGCUAUGCCAAGUCGAAUGUUCCCAUUACCGUUUGGGUUGACCUGCGCUUUGCGGGGGGUCCUGAUGAUCGCAAACACUUUGGCAAGCUAUGGUCUUCUUUCGUCAACUUAAGCACCGGAUUGGAUUUGAAUAACUGCCAUUACGUCGUGAUUGCUCCCUGGGAUCAUUUCUCAUGGAAGAUGGAUCGAGUUGUCAGGUGGUGUUCCAAUCACGAGUGUACGAGUUUUGAACUUCUUGAUGGCGAAAGAUCAGGCAAUUUAGGUCAUUGGAGAUUGCAUACUUCCUACAAGAAUUUGCCAAUUGAAGUGAUGAACUAUUUUCAUGGCUGUAAGCUCAAGAACAUUUCAGAGCCACAAUUUCCUGUUCGACAAGCUGCUGUUGCGGUACAAGUUACUCUGAGCGAAGAUCCAAUAGGAAGCGCAGCAGUGAUGGCAUCCUCUUUGCCCACCGUUUCUCUGGAGGAGCGUCGUCGACGCAUCGAGGCUUUUCGAAGGGCUCUCAAAGACCCUAAUUGCCUCGCGGAAGCGAUGGCCUUCGAGGAACCGGCAUAUUUUAAGGAUGCCUAUGGCGUUGUGAAGGAGGCGUACCAGUACAAGCUGGUGGAGCCUGCGGAGUCUGAUCCGCCAGAGGCCAUUUUCCUCGGCCGUAUCCGAAACGGCGAGUGGAUUGGUCUGCGGAAGCAGUACCCCUACGCAGGUUUUCCCCUCCUGUACGAGAUGUGGCACCGCCAUUUCAACAGCCCGGCUCAUCAGGGAAUGCCGAUUGAGGGCUUCGAGCUCCAUGGCGAUUCCCUCCUGACGGAGUGGACAGAACUUGUCAAAGCUUAUCUCCGCGACCUGGCUUAUGUGGGGCAUGCCACAAACGCCGAACGGGCUCUCAAGGCCACUGAGCCGUUUGAUGUCUGUCACAGAGCGUAUGUGCUAUCCCAGGAAACCCUGGGCUACCACGAGUUAAUGCCAGCUGCCACGGCGUUGUUAGACUCGGUGUAUACUCCAGCCCUCCGAAGAAUCGAGCAUCAAGAGCAACCAAGCUCGUAUUUUAUUAUCGGAGGAGAUAGCUCUCUCGCAUUGGUGACCCGAGGCGACGGUGGACGCGUCCUGAUGAAGGGGACGAUGGAACCGUCACUCCGGGAGCAGAUGACCAAGGACAUCCGCAUGGAUGGAUGUUCGGUCGUCAUGCGCUGGGGGAAAGGACUUGCAGAAUGA